Molecule: messenger RNA, 302 nt
Organism: Terrapene triunguis (Three-toed box turtle)
Lineage: Eukaryota; Metazoa; Chordata; Testudines; Emydidae
Product: claudin-15-like
Exons: 3
Biological process (GO): bicellular tight junction assembly; cell adhesion
Cellular component (GO): plasma membrane; bicellular tight junction
Molecular function (GO): structural molecule activity
Source: RefSeq, a predicted model, not a curated record
GGCUGUGCGGGAUGGUGGCGCUCUCCUGGUACGCCUUCAACAUCACCCGGGACUUCUUUGACCCCCUCUUCCCCGGCACCAAGUACGAGAUCGGCCCGGCGCUGUACCUGGGCUGGAGCGGAUCCCUGCUGGCCAUCGUUGGGGGUGGCUGCCUCUUGGGCUCCUGCUGCGCCCACCCCUCGCGGGACAAGAGCUUCAGCUACCCCUACAGCGCGCCCAAGGCCGGCCCCAAGCGCCCCCGGAGAGGCUCCGACGCCAGCAGCGUCGGCCAAUACGGCAAGAACGCCUACGUCUAGGCGUGG